GAUGUUAGGAUAUGGUAUAUUCAAACAAACUUGCAUACCGCAUAAGCAAGUUGUGUAAAUAUACUCUUACGUACAUUUGGUUCAAUUUGGUUAUGUUUGGUUAUUCUUGGUUACUUUUCGAACGAAACGGAACGAAAGGAGCAGAGAGAAAUUAAUACGAUCUUUCUCGUAUAAUUAGACAAUUGUUCCAUUGUCUAAGUAAAAUAUUGUGCAAAAAUCGUCAGCAUUAGUGUUCGCUAAUAAUGUUGCUAUGCAAUAUAUUAUGAAGGAAAUAUUUAUUAGUAUUACAUCACUGAUAAUCUGUGUAUUAGCAUUGGAAGAGGACUUGUUGCACUAUGUCAGUGAUGAUGUACCUGGUGGUUCCUAUAAAUAUUAUAGCUUGACUUAUGAUGGUUACAUUAAAAUACGGUUGACAUCAAUAACAGGUGACGCAGAUUUGUAUGCAUCGCAAACUACAACCAAGCCAACGUAUGAACCAGAUCAUUAUUGCUUACAAUCUACAACUUGUGGAGAAGAUAUUAUUUUUAUACCUAAAAGCUUUAAACGGCCUGUGAGUAUUGGUGUUUAUGGCCAUCCAUCUCAUGAAAUCAGUAAAUAUACUCUAUUGGUAUCUGAAAUAAUGAUAGAAGAAGAUACUUUUUCUUAUGAUCAAGUAUCAAGAAGCACUUAUAAAGAUCGAUAUAAUAAAAGAGGACAUAUUUCAUUUUUUGCUAACUUGAUAUGGUAUUUCAUGGACUUCUUAGUUCAACUAUUGUUCUAAACUUAUUUAAAAUUAUGAAAU
This is a messenger RNA of Linepithema humile (Argentine ant), 781 nucleotides long. Lineage: Eukaryota; Metazoa; Arthropoda; Insecta; Hymenoptera; Formicidae. The record is from RefSeq and is a predicted model, not a curated record.